GUGACAGUGGACAGAUUUGUCAUCGCUCACUGCGAAAUAUUACUUCGAAAAUUUAACUAUACCUAGCUAAAUCUAAAUAAUAAAUUAGUUUUGAAUUGUUAUUUAAUUACCAUUUAUAUGUGUGGUUUCAGAGUUGCUAAAUUUAGCUUAGAACCUGUACAAUGUUGUUUCGUUGUAGUUUGUUGUUGGUGUUUCUGAGCUCAGUGAGAACUGGAUAUUUGAACGACAAUGGGUUGGCUAAUAGUAAACAGUUCGAUGGGAGUUUGUCCUAUUCAUAUUGGCCAUCGAUUCAUAAUGCGGCGCGUAUGAUGAAGAUAAGGAAACGGGAGGCGGAGCAAGUUGGUCAGAGCGAAGGUGGUGGUACUAUAGUGCAGACACCGCAGACACGGCCAGUGGCAGCUGGUGCACCUGCUGUAUCGCCAAAAGUUGAGCAACAGCCAGUCGAUCGAGCGAACCUUACAACGCAAACGUUAAGUAAAAGUAUUACUUCAUCUAGCAAUAAAACUCAAGAAGAGAACAAUGUGACAGUCACUCCAAAAGGGAAUGUAAGUAAAAAUGGGACAGAAACAGCUACAGCUCCACUUAAAGCGAAUGUAACAAAAGUAAAUGUGACUGUAGCAGAAUCUAUAGACAAAGUUGAUUUGAGUGGUCCGGGAGUCGUGAAACGUGGGGUCAUUGUAUUUGGCGGAUUUGCAUUGUUAGCUGCUGCAUAUUUUAUUUUCUAUAGGAGAAAGGGCAAGAAAAAUGAUCUGAACAACACUCAUAAUGCUAUUGAUGCUAAUCAAUUCCGCUAUGGAGUGCUACAAUCCGAAGAUAGAAGAGACAACAUGGAGUUAUCUCGUGUGCCUCUAACCAUGGAUUCUGAUGAAGAUGAGGAUGAUGAUUUAGAAAUAUUUGAUUUAGAACAGAAGAAAAAAUCUUUGUCAUAUGUAAACCUUCAAGUAAACGACGAAGAAGUGGUAAAUGGACCGAGAUUAGUAUCUGAAGAUAAUGAGAGAGACAACCUUUUAUUAGACAUAGAAGACUCAAACACUGAUCCCCUAAUCAACUGGUCUGGUAAUGGUAACAAAUCUAUUUUAUAAUUUCAUGAAGUCAUUGGACAGUGAGAGGUAAAGGUCUUGUUAUUGUUACUGUGAAUAUAUAUAUAUAUAUAUAUAUA
Molecule: messenger RNA, 1159 nt
Organism: Chilo suppressalis (striped riceborer)
Lineage: Eukaryota; Metazoa; Arthropoda; Insecta; Lepidoptera; Crambidae
Source: the annotation of a GenBank genome assembly